Molecule: messenger RNA, 1109 nt
Organism: Saimiri boliviensis boliviensis (Bolivian squirrel monkey)
Lineage: Eukaryota; Metazoa; Chordata; Mammalia; Primates; Cebidae
Source: RefSeq, a predicted model, not a curated record
AGACAUCAGGUAACUCAUACAAGAGAGAAACAAUAUGAAUGUAAAGAAUGUGGGAAAACUUUCAAUCAGAGCUCAGACCUUGUAAGACAUCAUAGAAUUCAUAGUGGAGAAAAACCUUAUGUAUGCAACAAAUGUGGGAAAUCUUUUAGGAGCAGCUCAGAUCUUAUUAAACACCAUCGUGUUCAUACUGGAGAGAAACCUCAUGAAUGUAGUGAAUGUGGGAAAGUGUUUAGCCAGAGGUCACACCUUGUUACACACCAGAAAAUCCAUACUGGAGAGAAGCCCUAUCAGUGCACUGAAUGUGACAAAGCCUUCAGGCAGCGUUCCCUCCUUAUUCAACAUCAGAGAAUUCAUAGUGGUGAGAAGCCCUAUGAAUGUAAGGAAUGUGAGAAACUCUUCAUGUGGCGCACAGCUUUCCUCAAACAUCAGAGACUUCAUGCUGGAGAGAAACUUGAAGAAUGUGAGAAAACCUUCAGCAAGGAUGAGGAGCUUGGGGAAAAGCAGAGAAUUCACCAGGAAGAGAAAGCUCAUCAGUGUAAUCAGUGUGGUAAGAAUUUCCAGGGCAGCUCAGAACUCAUCAGACAUCAGUUAACUCAUAUGGGAGAGAAACCAUAUGAAUGUAAAGAAUGUGGGAAAACUUUCAAUCAGAACUCAGACCUUGGAAGACAUCAUAGAAUUCACAGUGGAGAAAAACCUUAUGUAUGCAACAAAUGUGGGAAAUCUUUUGGGGGCAGCUCAGAUCUUAUUAGACACCAUCGUGUUCAUACUGGAAAGAAACCCUAUGAAUGUCCUGAAUGUGGGAAGGCCUUCAGUCAGAAUUCACACCUUGUUAGUCAUCAAAUAAUUCAUACCAGAGAGAAACCCUUUGAAUGUAGCAACUGUGGUAAGGCCUUCAGUGGGUGGACAGCUUUUCUUAAACACCAGAAACUUCACAAUGGAAAGGCAUUUGAGGACGCUAAGAGUCUACAAACAGGACCUAUUCUAGUAGGUAGCAGCAACCUAAUGAAUGUAGCAAAACUAGGAAAAGCCUGAUGGAGACUACAUCUUAUUGCACUACAAAUGAGUUUUAUUGUUAGAAAAUUCAUUUGAAGGUGGGAAAGUAGAGAAAA